UCCCCAUUCUUCCCACUACUUCUACUACUCCUAUCUCGGUUCUAUUUUACUGAUUUGAUCACCGACCACUGUCUACCCUGUCUAUAGAACCUACACACGUUCCUCGUUGACACUCCAUCGUCACCAUGCCUUUCACUGCUUCUGAUAUCUGCAAGAUCCUCUUCGCGAUCAUCCUCCCUCCCUUGGGUGUUUUCCUUGAGCGGGGAUGCGGUGCUGAUCUCCUCAUCAACAUCUGUUUGACCAUUCUGGGUUGGAUUCCUGGUAUCAUUCACGCUCUGUACAUUAUAUUCAAGUACUAGACAGCUCUCCACAUCUCUGUCGCCAUGCCCGUUUUGGUUCACAGCGCCCGGUCGAAAAGAAUUACAUCGUUCUGCGGUUAAUAGCAUGAGAUACCAGCUUUUGUGAUCGAACUCGCGACCAUGAUGUUGUCAGCACUGUUCCGCGGCGCUCCGGCCCAAGCCACCCUAAAGUGACCCCACUACUUGGCAACCCCCGUGUAUCCAUUCUUCGACUGCGACGGCGCUAAGCGGUCUGCAACGCUGCUUGCUCGCUGCGAUGGCGUUUUGGAUUGUUCCUAAUUCCCUUUAUUCUCAUGUUAACCAUGCUCUGUUUUUUUCUUUCU
This is a messenger RNA of Aspergillus pseudonomiae, 622 nucleotides long. Its product is annotated as YqaE/Pmp3 family membrane protein. The record is from RefSeq and is a predicted model, not a curated record. The coding region runs from base 126 to 299 and encodes 57 amino acids. The transcript is spliced from 3 exons. Gene Ontology annotation, cellular component: membrane. NCBI's taxonomy places the organism in Eukaryota, Fungi, Ascomycota, Eurotiomycetes, Eurotiales, Aspergillaceae.